This is a messenger RNA of Andrographis paniculata, 3258 nucleotides long. RefSeq lists its product as uncharacterized. Bases 161 to 2986 code for a protein of 941 amino acids. The transcript is spliced from 25 exons. The record is from RefSeq and is a predicted model, not a curated record. Lineage: Eukaryota; Viridiplantae; Streptophyta; Magnoliopsida; Lamiales; Acanthaceae.
CCCGACCCGGACCUUCUGCGUUUGGUCACUGGUGUGUGUCGAAGCUCUGGUCUUUCUCAAGUCGCUUCUUCCCCCACACUCUUGCCUGCCUGCCUUCCUUCUGCCCAAAACUCCAUUCCACCGUCGCUGCUCCAUCGGCCAUCCACAGCUCUUUCACUCGAUGUGGAGAUCCAAUUCGAUCUCCCGUUUCCUCUUCUCAAUAUUGAUUUCUCUCUUGUUAUUAGGAGAUAGGUCGCAUGGGGCUCCGCCUGGCAAUCGUAAAAGUGGGAAGUCGUCGGUGUUUUCUUUGUUCAAUCUAAAGCAGAAAAGUCGAUUCUGGAGCGAGUCUGUGAUGCGCAAUGACAUCGAUGACUUGGAAGCACAUGGAGUGGACAAAUCCAAUGCCAUCAACUACACCCAGGCAGGAAAUAUUGCAAAUUAUAUGAAGCUUUUGGAAGUUGAUUCAAUGUACCUUCCAGUGCCAGUAAACUUUAUUUUUAUCGGAUUUGAAGGAAAAGGAAACAGAGAAUUUAAGCUAAAUGCUGAAGAAUUGGAGCGUUGGUUCACAAAAAUUGAUCAUAUAUUUGAACAAACGAGGAUUCCAAGUAUUGGAGAGAUUCUGACACCAUUUUACAAGAUAAGUGUAGAUCGGGAGCAACCUCACCAUCUUCCACUCGUCAGUCACAUAAGUUACAACUUUUCUGUCCAUGCCAUUCAAAUGAAUGAAAAAGUCACAUCCAUAUUUGAGCGUGCCAUUAAUGUGUUUGGACGUAAGGAUGAUGUAACUGGAACAAGGGAUGAUGGGAUGGGUCUUUGGCAAGUUGAUGUAGAUAUGAUGGGUGUUGUCUUCACCAGCCUUGUGGACUAUUUACAAUUGGAAGAUGCAUACAACAUUUUUGUUUUGAAUCCAAAGCGUGAUCCAAAAAUAACUAAAUAUGGCUACCGGAGAGGCUUAUCUGAGAGUGAAAUAAACUUUCUUAAAGAGAAUAAGGCUUUGCAGUCUAAAAUCCUGCAGUCUGGAAGUAUUCCAGAGAGUGUUCUUGCUCUUGACAAAAUCAAGAGACCAUUGUAUGAAAAACAUCCAAUGGCAAAAUUUUCCUGGACUGCAACAGAGGAGACUGACACGAUAGAGUGGCAUAAUAGAUGUCAAGAUGCGAUAAACAAUGUUGAGGGCCUAUAUCGAGGGAAAGAUACAGCUGAUAUAAUACAGAGCAAGGUUUUGCAGUUGUUGAAGGGGACGAAUGGUGAUUUGAAACUUUACUUAGAGAAAGAUUUGAAGUCUGGUGACUUCAGUGGCCUUAAUGCUGAAUGCCUCACUGAUGCAUGGAUCGGAAAUAAUAGGUGGGCAUUUAUCGACUUAACUGCUGGUCCUUUUUCUUGGGGACCAUCAGUUGGCGGAGAAGGUGUACGCACAGAACAAAGCUUACCCAAUGUUGAGAAAACUAUAGGUGCAGUUGCAGAAAUGUCAGAGGAUGAAGCAGAAGAUCGCUUACAAGAGGCUAUUCAAGAGAAAUUUUCAGUAUUUAGUGAAAAUGACCAUCAUACUAUUGAUAUUCUUCUAGCUGAAAUAGACAUAUAUGAGCUCUUUGUUUUCAAACAUUGCCGUGGGAGGAAGGUCAAGCUUGCACUUUGUGAAGAGCUUGAUGAGCGGAUGAGAGAUUUGAAAGGUGAGCUUCAGUCUUAUGAGGAUGGGGAAUUCGAUGAAAGCCAUAAGCGGAAGGCUGUUGAUGCAUUGAAACGCAUGGAGAACUGGAAUUUGUUCAGUGAUACUGUUGAGGAAUUUCAUAAUUACACAGUUGCACGAGAUACUUUCCUUUCACAUCUUGGGGCAACACUUUGGGGGUCAUUAAGACACACAAUUUCUCCAUCUCUUGCUGAUGGUGCAUUCCACUAUUAUGAUAAAAUCUCCUUUCAGUUGUUUGUCAUCACACAAGAGAAAGUAAACAAUAUUAAGCAGUUACCUCUUGAUCUUAAAAGUCUCAUGGAAGGACUCGAAUCUCUGGUAUUACCUUCUCAGAAAGUUCAGUUCAGUCCACACAUGUUACCACUGUCUGAAGAUCCUGCUUUGGCAAUGGCAUUUUCAGUGGCUAGGAGAGCAGCUGCCGUUCCUUUAUUACUUGUGAAUGGAACCUACAGAAAAACUGUACGCUCUUAUCUUGAUUCUUCCAUUCUUCAACAUCAAUUGCAGAGGCUACAUGACCAUGCUUCUUUGAAAGGCUGGCAUGCACAUAGCAGGUCAACACUGGAAGUUCCCAUUUUUUGGUUCAUUCACGGUGAUGCUUUGUUGGUCGACAAGCAUUAUCAGGCAAAAGCACUCUCUGAUAUGGUGGUGGUUGUUCAGUCUGAGCCGGCAUCCUGGGAGAGCCAUCUGCAAUGCAAUGGACGAUCACUACUGUGGGACUUAAGGAGGCCCACAAAAGCUGCUCUGGCUGCCGUAUCUGAACAUCUGGCUGGGUUGGUUCCUCUUCACCUUGUCUACAGCCAAGCCCAUGAAACUGCCAUUGAGGAUUGGGUAUGGUCGGUGGGUUGUAAUCCAUUGUCUGUCACCUCCCAAGGCUGGCGGAUUUCCCAGUUCCAGUCGGACACCAUUGCUAGAAGCUACGUACUCACAGCUCUUGAAGAAUCUAUACAAACUGUGAACUCAGCAAUACGCCGUCUUGCCACGGAGCAUACAUCGACACAGACAUUCAAGCUCUUUCUAUCCCACGAGCGUGAUCUGGUGAUCAAGUACAACCACGUCGUUGGCCUCUGGAGACGAAUUUCAACUGUCACCGGAGAGCUUCGGUAUUCAGAUGCCUUGCGACUGCUCAACAGUCUAGAAGAGGCAUCAAAAAGCUUUGCGGAUUAUGUGAACGCGACUACAGCAAGCCUCCACCCUGUCCACUGCACUCGGCAGAGGAAAGUCCAAGUGGAGUUGGACAUGACGACAAUCCCGGCAUUCUUGGUUGUUGCAUUUGUACUGUGGUUUGUGUUGAAGCCCAGAAGACCCAAGGCCAAGAUCAACUGACAUCAAUAUCACAAAACGUACAUUCGAAUCAAUCAACUGAUUUUAGUGUAAAAUUUUUUUAAAAAAAGUUCUUUUGUGACACAAUGUAGUAGUAAGUAAUGUGUAGACUUUAUAUCAAAAUAGAGAGAGAGAGAGAGAGGGGGGGGGGGGGGGCCGGAAUCUUGCAGUUUCUUGGACUAUGCAUGAUUAUUCUAUGCCAUUCUGUCUUGAAUAUUAGAGAUGAAAUUUUUGCUAAGUUUUUGCAAAGUUUGGGAUUGUUAUUUUUAUUCUCU